AUGGUCAUUGGCAAAAAACCAUCGAAUACUGAAGGAAAAAAAAUAUCUGCAAAAGAGGGAGCAAAAAAGAGGAAUGAUGUGAAAGGAAAAGAUUAUGGACCUAAAGUCUCUGAAGAGCUUUCAAAGCGCCGGGAAAAGCGAGAGAAACAAACGGAAAAGAAGAGAAAAGUAAGAGGAAGGAAAUACGAGAGAGAAACGAAUACACGAAAGAAGUUGGAUUUAAAAGAGAGACAAGCACGAGAGAGGAAGAGAAUGUUCGGAUCGUUUAGUAAAGAAACGGGAUGGAAAGUGAUCUUAUCCUUUGUAAUCUACGUGUUCCUGGUCUCGGCUGCAAUCUGUAUUCUUGUCAUCUUCAUUUACACCUGGCAAAAUGCUCCUCCUAAGGAGAUAACAGAAAAUAGACUUGCUGAUGAGACAAGAAAGUUGAUCCGAGAUGUUUACAAGUCCCUCAAGAUUAGAAUGGACGACCUCGAUGACGUUCUCGAAAAAGAAGUCAAAACUAUGGCUGGAUCGCUCAAAAAUCAUACUAAGGAAAUGGAGGCAAGCAUGGCAGUUAUUCAAGAAAAAACACUCAAAGGUCUUAACAGCACAAAGGAUGUAGUGAAAGAUCGAGCUAAGGAGCAAAAGAUCAGGUUGGAUAAACAAUUCAAACGUCACACAGAAACUAUCAAUCUUCGUGCUCAAGAACUUCACAAGAAAACUCUAAACAGACUGUCAACGCUGGAUAGUGACAUGUUGAAACGAUUCACUGAUCACGACGAACUAAUAUCAGGUAAUGUUUUACUUCAUUUUUUUUUCUCGAGGUUUUGA
Molecule: messenger RNA, 810 nt
Organism: Styela clava
Lineage: Eukaryota; Metazoa; Chordata; Ascidiacea; Stolidobranchia; Styelidae
Source: RefSeq, a predicted model, not a curated record